AUGAAGGUCGAAAUUGACUCCUUCUCCGGCUACCGUAUCUAUCCCAGCAAGGGCAAGCUUUUCGUUCGCGGCGACAGCAAAGUCUUCCGCUUCGCUGGCUCGAAAAAUGCUUCGCUCUUCCUCCAGCGCAAAAAUCCCCGUAAAAUCGCCUGGACUCAAGUUUACCGUAGGAUGCACAAGAAGGGUAUCACGGAGGAGGUUGCUAAGAAGCGCUCACGCAGGACUGUGAAACACCAGCGCGGAAUCGUUGGUGCUGAUCUUGCCGCCAUUGCCGCGAAGCGCAACCAAACCGCCGCCGUUAGGUCACAACAAAGACUGGCUGCCAUUACAAAGGCCAAGACCGAGAAGAAGGAGAAGGAAGUGAAGAAGGCCAAGCCUGCGCGCCAAGCAACCACUUCAGGUCCCAAGGUCUCCAAGCAGCAGAUGAAGGGUGGCAAGGGAGGACGAUGAGGGGCUUGGUGACCAUGAAUGGGAGAUUUCGAUGUAUGACCUAUGCAACACUACGAAAUUAUAUGACAUAGGACAUUCAGAACAGCUGGUCACUUCGUGUGAAAGAUUUGCUAUGUCGACUAUCCUUUCAUUUUGAAAACUUGACGACACGCCCGUUC
This is a messenger RNA of Laccaria bicolor S238N-H82, 608 nucleotides long. Its product is annotated as 60S ribosomal protein L24. Lineage: Eukaryota; Fungi; Basidiomycota; Agaricomycetes; Agaricales; Hydnangiaceae. The transcript is spliced from 4 exons. Gene Ontology annotation, molecular function: mRNA binding; structural constituent of ribosome. Gene Ontology annotation, cellular component: cytosolic large ribosomal subunit. Gene Ontology annotation, biological process: cytoplasmic translation. The record is from RefSeq and is a predicted model, not a curated record. The coding region runs from base 1 to 450 and encodes 149 amino acids.